Monodelphis domestica (gray short-tailed opossum) is the source of this 6156-nucleotide messenger RNA. RefSeq names its product CUE domain containing 1 (gene CUEDC1). The record is from RefSeq and is a predicted model, not a curated record. Gene Ontology annotation, molecular function: ubiquitin binding. Lineage: Eukaryota; Metazoa; Chordata; Mammalia; Didelphimorphia; Didelphidae.
CCAUUCAUUUGGUAGAUUGUGAAAGAUUAGAGGUGAAUCUUCAAAGGAGAUUGUGUAAAUAUUGGACCUUAGGCUGUUAAGAAUGGUUGUGAGUGUGUCUGCUUGGAGGUAAGGAGAAUGACAAAAUUUCCAUUGGAUUACCUUCUAGAUUUUGUGGUUCCGUUCAGUUCCUGCAAGGGAAACCUAGCAGAGAAAGUUUCUCUAAUUGUGACAUUUGAGCUAAUGACUGGAUAGAAAGCAUUGGCACCUUUCUCUUUCAUAGGGGAACUUUGGUUAUUGUUUUUUUUCCCCCUUCUCUUGAUCAUCUUCUUUCUCAAUUCUGAGCUUCAAAUAUUGGACUGAAGAGGAGUGGAAAGACAAGGGGAUGUUGGAUUUGUAAUCCAAAUUUCCUGGCCUGGAAAUGACUUGGAUAGCCUUGAAGAGAUGGCACCCCUCUUUGCAUCAAUGACUUUCCUGUCUAUUUGGUGGAAUGGCUGUGGGCACCCAGAAGACGGCUAAAUUAUUGGAAGGGAGGUGGUUGGCAAGAGACUUUUCCAUCUGCCACAGACUGUCCAAGGGAGCCAGCUCUGUCCCUUUUCAGAGUUUCAUUUUUCUCAUGUGGGAAAUUGUGGUGAGGUCAUUUCAAGAGGAGGAGGGUAGGUGAUGACAUCAAAUAAUGUGUGCAAAUGAUUGGCAGGAAGCUUGUGAGAAUGAAGGAGGCUGUGAAGUGUGUUUGCCUGGAGGCAGAAGCUAGAUGGGAUAGAGAGACUCUGGAGUACAAGGAAGCUACACAUGGAGAUCUAGUGGCUUCAGGGGGUGAACAGAGAUGGAGAUAGAAGACCCUUCAGCACCCUGACCAGCCUGAAGAGUGAGAGUUUUGUCCUUUUCAGUUCUUAUCUGUGCCUUAUGGACUCAAAGAUGCAUACUUGUGGACAGCUGAACUUGUGUCUGGCUAGAUUGCUGUUCCCGAAUUUGACUUCCUGGAAGCCCCACAUGUAGCCAUAAGAGCCUUUGUUCAAAGCAUCUGUCUGAGUUUCUGUCCAGGUACUGACUGUCCCUUCACAUCCUCCCAGGGUGGAAAACAUUCUCCCUCUUGAAUUCAGCAUGUCACAGCUCUCAGGCUGAGCAGCGUUGGGCAGCGCCCCUCGUCUCCCCAUCACCUCUCCUUGGGACUGGAUGACACUAAACAUCGAGGACAGCUCCCUGAGGGCCACUUCACAGCAUGACCACUUAGCCUCCUGACUGGGAGGCCCCGCCACCCCCCCUGCCCUGUUCUUGCCUCCCCGCCCCAAGUGAUGAGGGAGUAAAAUUUCAGAGCAGUGGGGGGGUGGCAGCAGCAGAGGUGGGGGAAGGGGUGGGUGGGCUGGGGGGGAUCACGUUGGGCACCAGGUUGAAACAUUUUCCCCAAACAGUUCUGCAAAAUGACAAGCCUGUUCCGCAGGAGCAGCAGCAAUGGCGGGUCCCGGGGUGGGGGGAACGCCUCGGCCCAGGAACUCAACAACAGCCGGCCUGCCCGGCAAGUCCGCCGCCUGGAGUUCAACCAGGCGAUGGAGGACUUCAAGACCAUGUUCCCCAACAUGGACUAUGACAUCAUCGAGUGUGUGCUGCGUGCCAAUAAUGGCGCCGUGGAUGCCACCAUUGACCAGUUGCUGCAGAUGAAUCUGGAUGGGAGCAGCUAUGAUGAUAGCUCAGACUCAGACGACAGCAUCCCUCCUGAGAUUUUGGAACGGACUUUGGAACCAGAUAGCUCUGAUGAAGAGCCCCCACCAGUGUAUUCACCUCCUGCCUAUCACAUGCACAUGUUUGACAGGCCUUAUCCCUUGGCUCCCCCUACCCCACCUCCCAGAAUAGAUGUGCCUAGUGCUGGGGUCCCCCCAACUCAGAGGCGCUAUCGCAACUGGAACCCCCCACUUCUGGGCAACCUUCCUGAUGACUUCCUUCGAAUUCUGCCCCAGCAACUGGACAGUUUGCAGAAUGCCCAGAGUGGGCCCCCAAAACCAGGGCUUGGGGAAGCCAGCCAACCCCUGGCUGGAAACCUGGAAGAGGAAUGCCGCUGGAAGCAGUACCUGGAAGAUGAGCGGAUUGCCCUCUUCUUGCAGAAUGAAGAGUUCAUGAAGGAGCUUCAACGGAACCGUGACUUCCUCCUUGCCCUGGAGAGGGAUCGAUUGAAAUAUGAGUCUCAGAAAUCCAAAUCCAGCAGCAUGGCUGUCAGUAAUGACUUUGGUUUUCCAUCCACUGUCACAGGUGAUGCCGCCUUGGGAGCCAGUGAAGCCAAUCCUGCCGUGUCUGAAGAUGCCUUAUUCAGGGACAAGCUGAAGCACAUGGGGAAAUCCACCCGGAGGAAGUUGUUUGAACUUGCCAGGGCCUUCUCUGAGAAGACCAAGAUGAGGAAGACAAAGAGAAAACAGUUGUUGAAGCACCAGUCGCUGGGGACGGCGGCAUCUACAGCUAAUCUCCUGGAUGACAUGGAAGGCCAUGCCUGUGGUGCUGGAGUUCACCAGAGAUGAAACGCCCUAAUGGGGCAGCCAAUAGUGAUGGCCUCUCCUUCGCUGCCCAAGCCUGCUGCAGUAAGCCGGAGGGUGCGUGAGCAUCAAGGCACCGAAUUUCUCCGCCAGAGCACACUCGGCUCCUCCGAAGCCUUGCUCCCAGCCACCCUCUGUCCUUCCCGUCUUGUGCAGGGUUUUGGAACUUUGGUAUUGCCACAUUGUGAUUGGAGCAAGCAUCCGGGGGCCCCCUUGCCAAGGGCAGCAGCCAAUCACAGUUUUCUCCUUUAGCUGUGUUGUUUUAGGGGCAGUGAGAGGAGGGGAGCUCUCCCCUCCCUGGUUUGUUGGGUUUUUUAUGUCUCUCUGUAGCCUCUUGGCGUCCCUUUCCUCCCUCCCGUCAUCCCUCUCCCGAAGGGAGCAGGUCCAGUCAGUGCGAGGGCUGGACACAUAAAGCACAGACCCAGGUUUCUGUAAGGGAAGAACAAAUGGACCCUUUUCUUCCCUCACGUAACCGCCCUCGUCCCUCAGACUAGUCUAGAAUCCACUGAAGGCUCUGAGGCUUCUCCUUCCUGCCCCCCUCUCAGCACCCCACUCCCUUCUUUGCCUGGGCCCCUGGCUGCUGUUUUUCAGGAUGAAGCCCAUCCUCCAUCCUUGUCUCCUCCCCAGAACUCUCUCAGGCACAGGGAUGAAGAAACAGGAUCUGAUGGAAGACCCACACUUGGACUGGGGUAGCAGACAGGCACAGGCAUGCUAUAAUGAUCUGACACAAAGACCCUGGAGCCAACCAGUGGGAGUGCUAUGAGAAAGCCUAGUGGACAGUAGUUUCCUGAGGGUCUUCCUUCAGGAAGGUUGCCACCUCCCAGAGAAAUGGGCCUGGGGCUAGCCCUAGAACUGGAAAGGACCUUCGAGAUCAUCUAAUCCAACCUGAUCAUUUUCCAGAUGAGGAAACUGGGGGCCAGAGAAGUCCAUGGAUUCACAAGCCUUUGGGGGGGGGGCAAAGGUGGGAUUUGAACUCAGAUUCCAUGACUCCAAAUUCAGAAUUCUUCCCAUUAUGCCAGAAGCAGAAAUAGCAUCACCGGGAGAGCGAUCUGCUGUUACAUUGGAGAUUGGUAAUGGUGUGGUCGGGGAUCCUCUGUAAUAGUCUGGAGGCAGGAUGAGGGCAUGCUGGAGCAUUUGCUUCUUUUACUACUCUUGGGGAAUAGAACAGGGGCAAGUUGUCCAUUGGGGAGCCAGUGGAGGCAUAGUGGCAGUACUCUGCUCUAGAUUGAUUACUGGGCUAGACUCCCAAGUUUGGGAUCUCUUGCCAGCCUAUUUGGUGUGGGAAAAGGGAAAGGAAGGGAGAGGACCUCUAGGAGGAAAUCCCAUAGUCCAGUUUGGCUGUGCUGGUGGCCGGGUGAAAGAAAGGAGGGGCUCCUUCCCUCAGGAAAGCACUGGCAUGGAACACCUCUAGGUGCUGAAGGGGGAAGCUUGGUGCCUAUAAGUAGAAGAUGUUAAACCAUGAGACCUUCAGAGCUAGAGAGAACAGUGGGGGAACAACUGGUUUUUUUGUUUUUUUUAAACCCUUUCCUUCUGUCUUGGAAUCAAUACUGUGUGUUGGUUCCAAGGCAGAAGAGUGGUAAGGGCUAGGCAAUGGGGGUUAAGUGACUUGCCCAGGGUCACGCAGCUGGGAAGUGUCUGAGGUCAGAUUUGAACCUAGGACCUCCCAUCUCUAGACCUGGCUCUCCAUCUACUGAGCUACCCAGCUGCCACCUAACAGCUGUUUUUUUUUUUAUGCAGGGUGCAGGGUGAGGGGUGGAGUUGCCCUGGGUAUCACCUGCUCAGUCCCCAAAGCUGGCUGCAGAACAGAAGUGCAGGCUGAGUCCUGUUUGGGGUGGGGAAGAAACCUGUUCUCAAGAGGAAGCUGUGCAGGGGGAUCUACCCAGCCACUCGUUCAAUCACUGGCCUAGGGAGUUCACUCUCUCUGUCUUUUCACAUUAGUAGCUUGGCACAGGGAAGGGGAGAAGCUGAUUUCAGGAAUCAGGAAGCUUGGAAAAGAGAAUUUUUUAGAGGAGGGGCUUCCAGGUUCAGGAAAGCAUCACAUCUCUACUGCCCAGUUUAGGACCUGGACUUCUUAUUGUUAAUGGUGGGAUAGUAAGAGGAAGCUUAUAGCUGAUCUGGGGAAACAUCUCUUAAGAUGAUGAAUUAUUCUUGAAGCAUUUUUCCUUAGUUGGGGGGGGGGGGAGAAAGAGAGAGAGAGAGAGAGAGAGAGAGAGAGAGAGAGAGAGAGAGAGAGAGAGAAAUGAGAGAAUGAGAGAGAAAUGAGAGAAUGAGAAAUAUGAGAGAGAGAAAUGAGAGAAUGAGAAAGAUAAAUGAUAGAAUUAAAGAUGAGAGAAAUGAAAGAAUGAGAGAGGAGAGAGAACUGAGAGAAUGAGAAAUAGAGAGAUGGGAGAAUGAAAAAGAGGAGAGAGAGAUGGGAGAAUGAGAGACAAAUGAGAGAAUGAAAGAUAAGAGAGAAAUGAAAGAAUGAAAGAGAUGAGAGAAUGAGAAAGACCAAUGAGAGAAUGAAAGAUGAGAGAGAAACGAAAGAGAGAGAAUAUCUAUGUGAGUAUGUAGAGCAGCAGGAUUUACAUACUCAUGAUUUCUCCAGCUCCAUUCCCCAAGUUGCUGCACUUUCUUCCCCAGACCCCGGGGGACCCAAAGAAGGAAGGAUUCCACAAUGGGUGGCCCCCCUGGGCAGUGGUUGGGCCUGGAAUGUGCUCAGGUCUGCUGGCUGGCAGGCUCAGACCCUGGAAUGUGCCUGCAGCUACCAGGGGGAGAGGAGCUGCUUAUGAAAUGUAACCAAGUUUGGAAGUGUGUGCAGAGGUUGCUAGGGGUGAAGCUGGAGUGGGGCCACAGGUAACAGAAGGCGUCUUGGCAAGGGAAUGAAUAAUUUACAGCUGAGGAGAAGGCUACCUUUUUUUUCUCCUUUCUCUUUCUCUCCUCCCUUCCUUUUGCUCUUCUCCCUUUCCCUCUUAGCUGCCAAUCUCUCCCACUCACCCAGGUCCCUUGCCCAGCAAAAAGAUCUGUUUGAUUUUGAGGUUCCCCCCAAGGCUUCCCUACCCCUUUGUGCCUUCCUUCUAGCUCUACAUGGAUAAGAAGAAGAAAGCAAAGCUCCCAAGCUACCUGACCCUUUCAUCUAGAGGUGAUCCCCCCCCCAGCCAGAAGGACAGCUCUUUCCUCUUCCCCAAUACCAAUUUGCCACAGACUAGGGGCCCAAGGGAGAUCUGAGGGUCCCCACUCUGGGGGGUCCUGAAACCUGUUAUUCCUCAGAGGCCAGGGAAGGGAUCUGCUUUAGCAAUCAGAUGAUCCAAAACUAAACGGAAAACGUAACACCCACCCUGCCCCAAUCUCUCUUGAUCCUCAGGAGAGAGGGAAGAGAAGGAUGCUGGGAUGGAAGUAGCCAAAGCAAGCUACAUUCAGAGACUCAUUUCUCCUGCAAACGAAAACUUGUUCACUUCCAGCAAAGCUGUGCAGUGUGAGAAUCCAUGAAAGUUCUUUUAAACAAACAAACAAAAAAAACCCCAGCAUUUGGGGAAUUCAUAUGGUGGAAACCCAAUCUUGAGCUUUGUGAGUGUUGGUUGCUAUGUUAGGUUUUGUUUCCACGUGUUGUUGUUGUUGUUUUUUCUUAAAGAUGUUUAAUAGGAAUUCAUAUAAUAAAGUCAUGGUGUACUCUUAA